AUGUAUGAAAUGGAAAAGGAAAAUUUGAAGAAAUUUAGCGAGUACAUCGCUCGGACUUUACGUCCUUCCUUCAUCAAAGGAUUCAUGACCGUUUACUUGACUGAAGAGACAACAGAGAGGAUUUUGUCAGAGGAAGGUUCUUCAGUGACGUCAGCGGCACAUAUGCUGUUGGAAAAGAUGUGGACGCUGGAGAAGCUUGGUUGGUUUCAGGCUUUCCUGGACGAGCUACGUGCCGCAGGUUACACGGGUCUGUAUGCAGCCAUCACAAAAUGGGAUUUCGGGGACUUGGAGAGGAUGAGGAAUUAUCAACACCUGCUAGAGCGGAUUAGGCCAUCCAUUAUCUAUCGCAUCAAACCAAACGAAUUACUACCACACAUGAAUGACUGUCUCACACUGAGAGAAUGUGAAGAAAUCAAUUCAGUUGGAAUGCAGCGGGGGCAAACUGCAGCAAGCGAGAAGCUAGUGGACUGUCUUAGGCGCUCAGAUAAACAGUGGUUUAAAACACUGACAACAGCUCUGUAUAACUGCGAUUUUCACCAGGCCCUGGAGCUGCUAGAGCACAAUGGAGAUAUGAAACAGGGAGAGGGCAGUGACAUGAAUGGAGAUGCCAUGAAAAUGGAGAGUAUGACGACAGUGUGUAUUGAAUACAAGGAGGAAGGGGAAAGCUAUGACGGCCUGCUAAAAAGCGCCAAUGAGUUAAGUUUAGAGGAGAAGCCUCAUGGGUCUUCAGAUGCUGGAACUACAGAGGGUGCGACUGAAGAAAAGAAGAAGCUGAGGGCCUACCAGACAGAGCUGGCCACAGCGGCUUUUAAGGGAGAAAACACCAUCAUCUGUGCCCCCACAGGUUGUGGCAAGACCAUUGUUGCCCUUGCGAUAUGUGAGCACCAUCUGAAAAAAUUUCCUGGCCAGGCAAAGAUUGUGUUCAUGGCAACGAAAGUGGAUGUUUAUGCUCAGCAAUAUAAACUCUUCCAGAAGCAUUUUUCUCAGGACCCUGAAGUCAGGAUCACUGGUGUGUGUGGUGACAUGGACUCACUGUCCAUGAAGGUGGUCAUUGAGAAUUAUGAUAUUGUGGUGCUGACACCUCAGAUCCUGGUGAAUGCACUACAGAAGGAUGAGGUGCCCUCACUGGAGGUCUUCACACUACUCGUGUUCGAUGAGUGUCACAACACCACAGGGAAACACCCUUAUAACAUCAUCAUGACCACGUACCUGGACCAAAAACUCAGCGGCAAGAGCACCAGGCUCCCUCAGAUAGUGGGUCUGACAGCGUCGGUCGGCAUUGGAAGCUUUAAGAGCCAGGCAGAGGCAGAGAAUAACAUCAGUCUGUUGUGUGCUAGUCUAGACGUCAGAAACAUCUCCACCGUGACUGAGCACCUGGGCGAGCUGAGAUCGUAUGUGCACACACCUGAAAAAGAUUUUUUUUGGGCAGAACAACGCUCUUCUGACCCCUUCACCAGAAUUAUCACCAACAUCAUGAGCAUCAUAGAGGGACUGGCUAAAACAGUCUACGACAUCGACAGUCUGUCGAACAUUCAGAACCGCGAGUAUGGGUCUCAGAAGUACGAACAGUGGAUUGUGGAUGUGCAGAAGCACUGCAAGGUUCUGCGGCUGAAUGAUCCAGAGGAGGAGAGCAGAGUGUGUAGGGCUCUGUUUAACUUUACUGAGCACCUGAGGAAAUACAAUGACGCGCUGAUCAUUAAUGAAGAUGCUAGGACCAAAGAUGCCCUGGAAUACCUGGAUACAUUUUUCCAGCAAGUCCGCUCUGCUGGUUAUGAAGAGACAGAGAGAAAACUGACCGGCUAUUUUGACGCUCAGAGAGAGCAAUUGCUAACUUUGGCCAAUGGAGGGCAGCAACAGAACCCCAAACUUGAGGUUCUGCAGUACAUCCUGGAUGAAGAGUACCACAACAAUGACCAGACACGGACAGUACUCUUCGUUAGGACACGAGCUCUCGCUGAUGCCCUUAAAAAAUGGAUCGAAGAAACUGACUCCUUAAAGUUCCUAAAGCCGGGAGUGUUGAUUGGACGAGGAAAGAGACCGCAUCUGAUUGGCUCAGGAAUGUCAUUGACAUUGAAGAAGGAUGUGCUGGAGUCAUUCAAAACUUCAGACCAGAGUAAGAUCCUGAUUGCCACCUCAGUGGCUGACGAGGGCAUCGAUAUCCCACAAUGCAACCUUGUGUUAAUGUAUGAGUAUGUAGGCAACGUGGUCAAGAUGGUGCAAGUUCGAGGUCGAGGACGAGCGCAGGGGAGCAGAUGUUUUCUCAUCUCCAGCAGAAAGGAGCGAAUUGAUAAGGAGAAACUGAAUAUGGAGCGUGAGAAACUCGUGGAGAAGGCCAUCAAAUGCUUGCAAGCUUCACCUGAGAAUCUGCACGCUAAGGUGGAUUUGUUUCAACGAGAGGAAAAAGCCAGAAGGGAUCUGGAGAAGUUGAGUCCAGGGAAACCUCGAACAAAAGGCAGUUAUGAGCUCCUCUGUUGCAAAUGCAAAAAAUUUGCAUGUUUGAAUGAUGAUCUGAGAGUCCUAGAGAAAUCUCACCACAUCAUAUUGGACCGCUCCAUCUUUAAACGCUGCGUUACCAAACCGCACCCCAAUCCUAAAAGCUUCUGCGGGAUCCAGAAAACGGAGAAGAUGGCCUGCGCUGGGUGCCAGCACGACUGGGGCAUCAUCGCCUCCUACAUGAAUAUCCAGGACCUGCCAGUGGUGAAGAUAGAAAGCUUUGUAGUUCAAGACCGUGCCACCCGAAAACAGCUUUACUUCAGGAAAUGGCGAGAUGUGACCUUUACCAUCAAACCUUUUGACAUGACAGAGAUGACAGCUGACAGAUGGGGACCAAGAGAGCAGUGACUGAAAAAAAUGAGAAAAAAAAAAUGAGGAAACCAGAAAUCAAUAGUUACAUUCUGAUUUUCUUAGGUGGCUUUAUGUGUCUUAAAAUCUGUGCUAAUU
Messenger RNA from Chanos chanos (milkfish), 2940 nucleotides. RefSeq names its product RNA sensor RIG-I (gene rigi). The record is from RefSeq and is a predicted model, not a curated record. Gene Ontology annotation, molecular function: ATP binding; zinc ion binding; ATP hydrolysis activity. Lineage: Eukaryota; Metazoa; Chordata; Actinopteri; Gonorynchiformes; Chanidae. The transcript has 19 exons. Bases 1 to 2841 code for a protein of 946 amino acids. Gene Ontology annotation, cellular component: cytoplasm. Gene Ontology annotation, biological process: antiviral innate immune response; cytoplasmic pattern recognition receptor signaling pathway.